Molecule: messenger RNA, 2452 nt
Organism: Hyaena hyaena (striped hyena)
Lineage: Eukaryota; Metazoa; Chordata; Mammalia; Carnivora; Hyaenidae
Gene: VPS45
Product: vacuolar protein sorting 45 homolog
Exons: 15
Coding region: 132-1844 (570 amino acids)
Biological process (GO): vesicle-mediated transport; intracellular protein transport
Cellular component (GO): Golgi membrane
Source: RefSeq, a predicted model, not a curated record
CGCCCGGACUUCCGGAAGCCGACGCCGGGCGGGCAGGAAGCCGCCGAGACCCGGCCAAAAGGCCGGGGGUAAAUUUAGCCAGAAAAGAGGGGGCGGGCAGGGCUGCAGGGCUAACCUGUCACUUCGCCACCAUGAACGUGGUUUUUGCCGUGAAGCAGUACGUUUCCAAAAUGAUAGAGGACAGCGGGCCGGGCAUGAAAGUACUUCUCAUGGAUAAAGAGACGACUGGCAUAGUGAGUAUGGUAUACACACAAUCGGAGAUUCUUCAGAAGGAAGUGUACCUUUUUGAACGCAUUGAUUCUCAAAAUCGAGAGAUCAUGAAGCACCUGAAAGCAAUUUGUUUUCUUCGCCCUACGAAGGAGAAUGUGGAUUAUCUGAUUCAAGAGCUCCGAAGACCAAAAUACAGUAUAUAUUUUAUUUAUUUCAGUAAUGUGAUCAGCAAGAGUGAUGUGAAGUCAUUGGCUGAAGCUGAUGAACAGGAAGUUGUGGCUGAAGUUCAGGAAUUCUAUGGUGAUUACAUUGCCGUGAAUCCACAUUUGUUUUCCCUCAAUAUUUUGGGUUGCUGCCAGGGUCGGAACUGGGAUCCAGCCCAGCUAUCCAGAACCACGCAAGGACUGACGGCUCUCCUUUUAUCUCUGAAGAAAUGUCCCAUGAUUCGGUAUCAGCUUGCAUCAGAGGCAGCAAAGAGACUUGCAGAAUGUGUUAAGCAAGUAAUAACUAAGGAGUAUGAACUGUUUGAAUUCCGGCGGACUGAGGUUCCCCCGUUGCUGCUUAUUUUAGAUCGUUGCGAUGAUGCCAUCACCCCAUUGCUAAACCAGUGGACCUACCAGGCCAUGGUCCAUGAGCUACUGGGCAUAAACAACAAUCGGAUCGACCUUUCCAGAGUGCCGGGGAUCAGUAAAGAUUUGCGAGAAGUGGUCCUGUCUGCCGAAAACGAUGAAUUCUAUGCUAAUAAUAUGUACCUGAACUUUGCUGAGAUUGGUAGCAAUAUAAAGAAUCUCAUGGAAGAUUUUCAGAAGAAGAAACCAAAAGAACAGCAAAAACUAGAAUCAAUAGCAGACAUGAAGGCCUUUGUCGAGAACUACCCACAGUUUAAGAAGAUGUCUGGGACUGUAUCAAAGCACGUGACAGUGGUCGGAGAGCUGUCACGGUUGGUCAGUGAGCGGAAUCUGCUGGAAGUGUCAGAAGUUGAGCAAGAACUGGCCUGUCAAAAUGACCAUUCUAGUGCUCUCCAGAAUGUAAAGAGGCUCCUGCAGAACCCCAAAGUGACGGAGUUUGACGCUGCCCGCCUGGUGAUGCUCUAUGCUCUGCAUUAUGAGCGACACAGCAGCAACAGCCUGCCAGGCCUGGUGAUGGACCUCAGGAACAAAGGUGUGUCCGAGAAGUACCGAAAGCUUGUGUCUGCGGUUGUUGAAUAUGGCGGUAAGCGGGUCAGAGGAAGCGACCUCUUCAGCCCCAAGGACGCCGUGGCUAUUACCAAACAGUUCCUCAAAGGACUGAAGGGAGUAGAAAAUGUGUAUACUCAACAUCAGCCUUUCCUACAUGAGACCCUGGACCAGCUCAUCAAAGGAAAGCUUAAGGAAAACGUGUACCCUUAUCUGGGCCCCAGCACACUCAGAGACAGACCUCAGGACAUCGUUGUGUUUAUAAUUGGAGGAGCCACCUAUGAAGAGGCCCUAACAGUUUAUAACCUGAACCGUACUACUCCUGGAGUGAGGAUCGUCCUGGGAGGGACCACAGUGCAUAACACUAAAAGUUUCCUAGAGGAAGUUCUGGCGUCCGGACUGCACAGCCGAAGCAAGGAGAGCUCUCAAGUUACAGCGAGGUCUGCGAGCAGAAGGUGAACGGUGAACUGAGGGACCGGUGAACUGAGGGACCGAGGGACCAGGGACCGGUGCAGGGGACCCCAGGAGGCUGGCGCGCCUUCCCUUGGAGCCUCGCUGCAGGCUUUCCCCCUCCCCACUGGCAGAGGUGCUGGAGGAGAGCCUUGGGUUUCUGGGGUUUGUGCUGGUCCUUGUAACCCACCUCCAGGUAGCCUGCUAAGUCCCCAGCCUUAGGCACAGAACCCCAGACUCCCGGGGACAAUUUGAGAAGUCUGUGCCCGUCCCACCCCACUUUUCCCACCGUGUCCUUAUCGAAUAAACAGAUGUGUUCCUCGUCUUCGACAGCACAAUCACACCGGUUUCUGAUGGGUUUCGUGGGGACCUUACUUGAGAAAAGGGUCAUCAGAGCUCAGAGGGGCUUCAAAAGGAAAUCAUUUGACACACACACUGCACAUCCUCUCUUCUCUUGACCCCUCUCACUUUUCACUGACCGCAUUCCCGCAUACCCGUUUUUGAAAACUCAUCAUGUUUCUGUAGAGAACCGUCCACAAAUUGUUCCUACGUUGCGGUUUUCUGUGGCACUGGGGAAACCGUGUAUGACUACAAUAAAAAUCCAGUUUGUGAGACGA